This is a messenger RNA of Melanotaenia boesemani (Boeseman's rainbowfish), 1114 nucleotides long. RefSeq names its product olfactory receptor 146-like. Gene Ontology annotation, cellular component: membrane. Gene Ontology annotation, biological process: G protein-coupled receptor signaling pathway. NCBI's taxonomy places the organism in Eukaryota, Metazoa, Chordata, Actinopteri, Atheriniformes, Melanotaeniidae. Gene Ontology annotation, molecular function: G protein-coupled receptor activity; olfactory receptor activity. The transcript has a single exon. Bases 4 to 951 code for a protein of 315 amino acids. The record is from RefSeq and is a predicted model, not a curated record.
CAGAUGGAAAACUACACCUUCAACAGCUUUACCCUCCAACUCGAGGGGUUAACCAUCAAAGAUGCAUUUGUGUAUCCUAUCUUUUUCUUUUUCCUUUUUUCCUGUGUGUUUAUUUUGAUUGCAAACAUUGGGAUUAUAAUUCUGGUGUGCAUUGACAAAAACCUCCACCAGCCCAUGUAUCUCCUGUUUUGUAACCUGCCCAUUAAUGAUAUACUUGGGAAUUUUAUCCUGUUGCCCCGUCUGAUGGCAGAUAUUCUGAAACCUUCUUCAAAGAUAUUCAUUGGUUAUUAUGAGUGUGUGGUUCAGGCUUUUGCUGGACAUAUAUUUGCGACCACUUCUCACACAGUGCUCAUGAUUAUGGCCUUUGACAGAUACAUGGCCAUCUGUAAUCCACUGCGUUACACGACAAUAAUGAGCAACAAAAUGUUGAUUAAACUGACAGUUUCUGCCUGGGGGGUGGCCUUUGUUUUUGUUGGGAUCCUGUUGGGUCUGACUAUACGGCUGAACCGAUGCAGAACUCUGAUCAUACACCCCUACUGUGACAAUGCCUCAUUGUUUAAGCUGUCCUGUGAGAGCGUCGUCAUUAAUAACAUCUAUGGUCUGACGUUCACUGUUGUCCUGUUUACAUCAUCUAUAGGCAGCAUGGUUCUCACCUACACUAAGAUUACAGUCAUCUGUCUAACCAGUAACAGCAAGAUCCUGAACAGUAAAGCCUUGAAGACCUGCAGCACUCAUCUCUUUGUCUAUAUGAUCAUGCUUUUUUGUGAAUUACUUAUUGUAGUGCUGCAUCGCUUUCCUCAGUAUGCAUUCGAGAGAAAAAUUUCUGCGAUCUUGUUGCACAUCAUCCCCGGCAGCCUCAACCCCAUCAUCUAUGGAUUUCAGUCAGCAGAGAUACAAAAAUUCCUGAUGAAGGUUUUCCGGUCAAGAAAAGUGUUGUCCUCCAGAUUUUAAAGAUAUAUGUCUUAAAAACACAUUACAUCACCCCAAAGCACCAUAGUUUUUUCUCUUACAUUAACAGAGGCUUUGCGUUCAGUGUUUUAUUAAGAGGGUUCUAUAGCAAAAAUAUUUUAGAUUAAUUAAGUUGAUGCCUUAAUUCCCUUGAAUUUAUAUAUUG